This is a messenger RNA of Oryzias latipes (Japanese medaka), 2681 nucleotides long. The record is from RefSeq and is a predicted model, not a curated record. NCBI's taxonomy places the organism in Eukaryota, Metazoa, Chordata, Actinopteri, Beloniformes, Adrianichthyidae.
GAUGAGAAGGUGCAAAAACAAUCACGGAAAGAAAAAAGAGAAGCUAAGCAGAAGCAAAAGGAAGCUGACGAGACUAGGCGCACAUUGCAUCAACUGACCCUGGCUGCAACAGCGAUGGCCACAAUAAAAACAGAACAAGAAAGCCAUAAACGUAGUGUGACACCGUCUUCCCCAAAGCUCCCUCUUCCAGGACUUUACCCCUCCCUUCCAGUAGGGACAGAUUCCUCCCCUGUACCCCCCCCCCCCCCCCUUACAAUUCACAGGAAAUGUAUCCAAUGUUGAAAAUAUGUGGAGAAAUCGCUUGCGACCUGGAGGAGGAAUUGACCCCCCAAGAAAAGCACCACAUAGUUUCCAUGUUGCGGGAAAGACGAACCAGGAUGGGUGAAGAAAGAGCAGACCCAUUCCAAGACCUCAUAAAUCUACAAGCAGAACCCCCCUCUGCUCCCCGGGUAAGUGCAGAUGAAAGCACAGAUGUUUAUCCUUCCCUUCACAGCUCUCCAGCUACACCUAGAGGAGCUGCCUCAAGGGUCACUGACCCCAAGGGCAAACAAUUCCUCCGCUGCUAUGAGGACAUGACUACACGUAAGGAGAAGGCUGUGGAGAGUUUGGCAGGUUAGUAUACAUCACCAGGUGAGUUCAAAAAAUAUCACAGAUUAAUUUUUCCAGAACAGGAUGUUGACAAAUAUGAGGAGGAAAAGGAGGAGAACGAUGACGACGAAUCACCUCCACACCAACCACGUCUCCUCACCUCAAAUCAGGAUUUGGAUAAGGUAAAAAGAGUGAAACACAGUAUGACUUUAAGAAGUGAAACUAAACAGCACAGGGACGCAAAACACAUGUUUCCUAUGAUAGCAACAGGAGCUGGUGUGCCUAUUUAUCAGCCACUCCCACUUAAGGAUGUUUCAACACUGGCUGAACGUUUACCACGUGUGUCAAAUGGAAGUCGCAAUUUCCUCCAGCAAUUAUGCACAGUUAUGCAAGGCCAUGUUCCCUGUAUGGGUGAUUUAAGACAGAUACUAGGUGUAACGGCCACAGUCACUGAGAUCCAGUCUAUUGAACAGCGUGCAGGUGUGCAGGACCACCCGGACUCCACUCUUUUAGUGGACGUUCAAGUUCCAGUUUUUACUGCAAUCAGAGAACUUUUUCCAGAUCCACAGAUUGCAGCACCAUCCAGCUUCCCCUACACUGAGCCAGCAGCAAUGAUGUGGCAGGCUCAGGCAUUCAGAGGCCGGGGCAGGAGAAGGGCUGCAUAUUUUGGAGGACGUGGACCACCCAGGAGACCCCCCCCAGCAGCAGCUGGAGAUGGAUGCUUCAUCUGUAGCGCUCCAGAUCAUUGGGUACAGAACUGCCCACAACGAGGUACCCAACAGCAACAUGCACAGUCUAGGGGCCGAGGGCGACCUGGACAGCCCCCACGACCGCUCCAAGCCCCUCCUCCACCGUGGAAAGAACCACAGGGGUGGCAAGUUGGACAAUACCACUAGGGGUGCCCAGGAGGCCAGAAACCAUUUGGUGAUGCAGGAGCCAUGGUCCCUUUCAAGCUCAGAGGUACUCCCAUGAUGGGACUGAUAGACACUGGUGCCACCUGUUCCUCUAUAAAUUGUCAGUUGCCUCCACCUGCUCUGACAAAUGAAAAUAUGAAUCUUGUUGGCUUCUCUGGGAAACCCCAAAACCUGCAAAAGACCAUUCCACUGACAUUUCAACUGGCUGGUCAGACGGUGGAACAUUCAUUUGUGCAUUCACCACAAACGCCUGUGAAUCUGUUGGGAAGGGACAUUCUUGUCAAAACAGGAGCCAGCAUCCUAUGUUCUGCAGAUGGGAUACAGAUCGCCUUCCCAAAUGGACAUGUUCUGGCUGGGUGCCAUGCCACACACUAUGAUGGACAGUGGUUGCUGCAGCCUCAAUCACAGACAACCCCCACGGCAGACAUCUAUUGGGCCCUGCUAGACCCCGAGUCUUCUGACACGCCAGGUGUGUUCCACGAAUUCCAGGUAUGGAAGCCAUGGAUUCUGUCUUUGAAGCCCUAUUUUCCGCCUCUGGAUGACCUGCACUGCACACUAUAUUAUGACAGAGAGGAUGAUCAACUAUAUCAGGAAGCAUUUCAUCAGGUAGAAGGCCACACGUGGCAUUUGAACUCCACUGAUAUAUAUAUCGGCCAUGAGGGUGUAGCAGCUCAUUGUGCAUUAACACAUUCACAAAUGCAAUGGUAUCGGAUGUCAAACACAGCGGUACCGCACAUUUCAUUAGCAUUAUCCCCUGGUCACGAGGCUCGGCAACUAGGGCCUAUGACAAAAAGGGGAGUUAACAACACAGAUUGGCAAAACUGUGCUCUUCCAGGUGUCCAAUUUUCUCCCUCCACAAAAAUGUACAGGAUAACUUUGCCUUUAACGACGAACUCCUCAGUCCUGGAGCAUGUGUGCAUCGCCAGACAUCAUGGAAGAGAGAUGACAGAUCAUGAAGAUGCAGAGGUGAUGUUAAAAACAUUGCCUGCCUCUUUAUGGUCCACAGGUCCAUUUGAUGUUGGUUCAUGCUCUGCCGUCCCUCCGGUGGAGAUUCAGGUAACUGCAGGAGCACAGGUGUUCAGACCACAGUACCGAUGGGUGCAGGAAGCAGAUGCAGGGAUGGAGGAAACUCUGACUGGGUUGUGGAACUCAGGUGUCAUUGAGCAUUCGCAUUCUUAG